Messenger RNA from Aspergillus bombycis, 1275 nucleotides. RefSeq lists its product as uncharacterized. NCBI's taxonomy places the organism in Eukaryota, Fungi, Ascomycota, Eurotiomycetes, Eurotiales, Aspergillaceae. The transcript is spliced from 2 exons. The record is from RefSeq and is a predicted model, not a curated record. Gene Ontology annotation, biological process: regulation of DNA-templated transcription. Gene Ontology annotation, molecular function: DNA-binding transcription factor activity. Bases 1 to 1275 code for a protein of 424 amino acids.
AUGGCUGGAAAACGCAAAGACAGAGAUCUGGUUGCACCGGACAUCACGGAAGAUGCGGCAGAGCGGAAACGAGUCCUGAAUGUACUUGCCCAAAGACGAUACCGACAAAGAAGGAAAUGUCGAAUAGAAGCCCUGGAAGCGCAAGCAAAAAGCGUGAGUCCGCAUAGUGACGAAUUAACGGCCGCGGAACCCGACGUAGACAGAGGUGGCACUGGCCUCCUGACGGAUGCUUUCUCUCCCUUCUCGACUCCAGUUCCCUUGGGUGAGAGUAAUACUGUAAACUCAGGUUAUGAAGGCCAGGGAAUGACAACCCCAACGGGCGCUGCUUCCUGUCCUGCUGGUACGGCCUCUGAAUUCAACGAUAUGACUCUGGUGCCGGAGGUCUUCACAGGACCUUUCUUACCAGCCGUACCACAUUUACUUCCCUCAGACCUAUCAAUGCUUGCUUCACCAUUUCUCACUACUCUUUCUCCAAGAACCUCGGGGCAAGAGUCGCUAGGCCCACUUAUCUCCACAAGUGGCGUUCCUCUAGAGGUCUCUUCACUACCACUAGUCCUGGGGCCAGAAAUGUCAGCUCAAGGCCAUAGCGACGGCGAUGAUGCACAGUUCGAUGGUUUGCUCAGUAACCCCGAGAGCGCGUACAAUAUCUCGGAUGAUCUACAAGCUUACCAGUCCUCUAAUUUCGCGUUUCCCGAUGAUCACUUGCUCCAAGUUCCCUCCCUUACUCUUUUGAGCGCGGCAGUUAGGGUAGCUCAAAGGCUCGGCAUCGGAGAUUGCCUCUGGGAUAUUGCUGCGGUGAGUCCAUUUUACAGACCACAGCUAUACACCCAAUCUUCUACUUCUUCGCCGCCCUCUUCUACUACACAGACAUCAGGCUCCAGUCAAACAAGCGAUACGAUUAACAUCGAUCUGGAUACAUUGCCUGACCAUCUACGGCCAACUGGAACUCAAAUUCUUAUCUCGCAUCACCCGAUUCUAGAUCUCCUCCCCUGGCCGACUUCCCGGGAUAAAUUGAUCCAGGUGUUUAACCUCCCUGUCAAUUUACGUCCGAAGUCUGCUCAGGGUCCAAUGGGGCUCGUACGGUUGGUGUAUGAUAUGGAAGACGACGGGGGAGAGGGAAUCAGGGUUCACAGGAGCAACCCAUUCGAGGCUGCGGGUUGGGAAAUUGGACAGCUGAUGUUUGAAAGGUGGUGGGCGGCCUUUGAGACAGACACUGUGGAGAGAAGUAACCGCGGACGAAAAGAGAGAGGCGAGAAAUGUCUUGAGCUUUCCUAA